This is a messenger RNA of Rosa chinensis, 1028 nucleotides long. Its product is annotated as acyl-coenzyme A thioesterase 13. Lineage: Eukaryota; Viridiplantae; Streptophyta; Magnoliopsida; Rosales; Rosaceae. The transcript has 3 exons. The record is from RefSeq and is a predicted model, not a curated record. Gene Ontology annotation, molecular function: fatty acyl-CoA hydrolase activity. Bases 103 to 582 code for a protein of 159 amino acids.
CCGUAGUCUCUGUUGGUACUUGGUAGUGGUCCUUCAGCAUAUUACUACUCGGUUAAUUGUUGAGGAGAGUGACAUUUUUGAGAGAUAGAGCUAGCUAGCUAGAUGGAGAAGAAGGUGAAGGAGUUUCUGGAGCUGAGCCAGGACGAGUCAGAGGCCGUGUCACGAAUCGUUGUUCCACCCCAGCGACCAGGCACCGCGAGUUUGUACGAGGAUUUCGCUCUCAGAAGCAUCCGAGUCGACCGAGUCGAACCCGGACUCGUCGUAUGUACGCUCAAGGUUCCUCCCCGCCUCACCGAUAGAGCUGGAAAUUUGGCUAAAGGUGCCAUUGCAAAUGUUGUUGACAUGGUUGGUGGUUAUGUAACUUAUGUUGAGGGUCUCCCAAUGUAUGUUUCAGUAGACAUAUCGAUCUCCUAUAUAUCAACUGCAAAGCUUGAUGAUGAGCUAGAGAUCACCUCAAAAAGGUUAGGACAAAGAGGUGCUUAUUAUGGAGCAAUAGUGCUUCUGAGAAACAAAGCGACUGGGGAGAUUAUUGCUGAGGGCCGUCAUUCAAUGUUUCGUCCACGGUCUACUCACAAACUCUAAGUUCUUUACAAAUAUAUACAUCACCUUCUUUGAGAUCAACUGAUCAAGUAAUUACCCCCAUCAAUGCCAUCAUAAUGUUAGCAAAAGCAAUCAGAGGGAGCAUUCUUAUAAACUCUGGGGAGUAUGGUGUGGAUCCUUCCAUGUCAAUCAGUGGCGUAUGUAUGAAUGAUACAGAUAGAAGUCACUAACGGGUCACUCUGUAACAAACGUCAGACUAAAUGACAUGUACACAACUUACUAAUGGAGCUACAAAUUCUCUGAUACUCCAUGAGGCUAGAAAGAUUGUCAUACUGACCAGUGACCAUGGAGGCUCGUGAACACUACAAUUGUUCCCGAUGAUGCAUUGUUCUUCCCCUGUCUUGGCAGAGAUGUCUUAAACUCAGAUUGUAAGUUUGUAACUAAUUUCUUUUGUUAAUGAGCAUUUCUUGGACAGCAAAUGUAAGAUA